Molecule: messenger RNA, 1614 nt
Organism: Aureobasidium melanogenum CBS 110374
Lineage: Eukaryota; Fungi; Ascomycota; Dothideomycetes; Dothideales; Saccotheciaceae
Product: Mob1/phocein
Exons: 2
Coding region: 1-1614 (537 amino acids)
Cellular component (GO): cytoplasm
Source: RefSeq, a predicted model, not a curated record
AUGGCCUCUCCUUCCAGUUCUCCGAGGCUACCAAGCCCGCCGCCUAUCGCUGAAGACCAGAUCUCACCCAGCGCAGGUCUCGACAGCGAAGAGAGGAUGCUGGGAGCUUCACACAAGGCCGACAUGGACGCUUCGAGGAGGAUAAGGCCCGGCACAAGGGCUGAGGAUAUGCAAGAGGGUCCUCCGCUAGUCGAACUCCACCAAAUCGAUUCGGCCUUCCAACUGACCGAGCAUCUCAAAGCUCUGCACAACGAACACACUCAAUCAUGCCGUAUCGCCAUAGACAAAGCCACAGCCCAAUCGCUAGCCCAACCACCGCCUGGUGUCGACCGAGGAAUCUGGUUGUACGAGUUGUGUCGCUUCCUCACUCAGAAAGCAAACAUGAUGGCCUGCGGUCUCUUCGCCGAUGAUCCUCCCUGUUCCGCUGCCACAUGUCCCGAGAUGCGCGCAAGCGAAUGGCAGUACCUCUGCGCCGCCCACGAACCUCCCAAGUCCUGUUGCGCCAUUGACUACUGCUGUCACACCCUCGAUUGGUGCGCCACCGCUCUGACAUCGACCAAGUUGUUCCCCAGCAGACUCGGCCUGGGCACUGAGACGCUCUCGGCCCAAGCACAAAUCCGUAAAAUGACCGAAGUCUUCCGCCGUGUAUAUCGUAUCUUUGCCCACGCUUGGUUCUCUCACAGAGAUGUCUUUUGGAGGGUAGAAUCAAAGACGGGCUUGUACUUGCUGUUCAAGACUGUCUGCGAUGAGUACCGCUUGAUCCCCGAAGACAAUUACACCAUUCCUCCCGAGGCAGAGGGUAUCGAGACCACUCCCAUUGCUACUCGUGCUUCUCCGAGCAUCCUACAGAGAGAUCCUGCUGAUUCCGAGCCUGCUGGAAACAUAACACUUGCCACUGGAAACACCACAAAAAGACACAGACACACAAUGAGCCACGACCGUUCCGUGUCUGUUUCGACUGUCAUUCACGAAGAGGUUGAAGAGGAUGAAGACGGCGAACAGCCUACUGGACACGGUCCUCUCUUACUCACACGAGUCGACACUGCCCGCCACGGCGAAGAACCCCCUCACCAAGAAGAACAGGACCAGGAGAAAGAGCAAGAGAUACCCGCCGAAGAUCCUCCACCUUAUGCAGAAGAUUCUGCUGUAGAGCAACUUGAAAAGUCGCAAUCUGAAGAACAAGAGCCGACCGCCAACACCGAGAAUGAUGCUGGAGAAGCUUCCAAUUCACAACCCACAUUAGACGCCGAAUCGGAAGCUAAGAGCGAGACCAGUGAAUACCCGUCAAGUGAUCCUCCUUCGUAUGCCGAUGUAGCUUCGGCUGCCAGCACUUCAGAUUCACCAGAAGAUACUGCUUCCGCCCCUGCCGCAUCUGAGGAAUCGACCACAGAGUCAGCACCGCCUGUCGAGGUAGAGUCGGAUGAGGCAGCCAAGCAAGAAGAGACGAAAGACACAGAGGCGAAGUCAGAGCCCAAGACCGAGACCGAACAAAACGAUGCAUCAGCAAAAGAGCCUGCUAUUGUAGCGAAGGACGAAGCCGCUCCUGAGCCUGCAGAGGUCGCCGAAGCAGAUGCUGCAGAUGAGACAGAGGCAACAAAGACUGUUGCCGACUGA